Lagopus leucura (white-tailed ptarmigan) is the source of this 1146-nucleotide messenger RNA. RefSeq names its product zinc finger protein 574-like. Lineage: Eukaryota; Metazoa; Chordata; Aves; Galliformes; Phasianidae. The record is from RefSeq and is a predicted model, not a curated record. The transcript has a single exon. The annotation marks the transcript as partial. Gene Ontology annotation, molecular function: DNA-binding transcription factor activity, RNA polymerase II-specific; RNA polymerase II transcription regulatory region sequence-specific DNA binding. Gene Ontology annotation, cellular component: nucleus. Gene Ontology annotation, biological process: regulation of transcription by RNA polymerase II.
AUGGCUUCCCCCCCGGCGGAGGCGGUGCUGCUGCUGGAGCCUCGCUACGUCUGCUCCGAAUGCUCCCAGCUUUCUCCAUCGCUGGAGGCCGCCCUGCUGCACCAUCAGAGCCACCUGACGGCCGGGGGGGGCGCAGCCGCAGCCCCCCAAACCCGCCUGGAGCUGCUGGGUUUACCGGGGGGGGACCUUUUGGCCGUGCCGGAAAGCAGCCAUUACCAAUGCUUGGAAUGCGGGCAGCUGCUGCUGUCGCCGGGGCAGCUGUUGGAGCACCAGGAGCUGCACCUGGAACCCAGCGCCAAAAGCCAGCAGCAGCAAGCGGCGCCGGGAGCCGCCAAACCCCACCUGGUCCCCAAUCAGAUCCACUACGAGUGCGUGGAGUGCGGCGCCCUGUUCGGCGGCCAGGACGCUUGGUUGGCGCAUCGGCAGAGCCACCGCCACGGCCACGGCAGCGCCGGCACCGCGGCCGCCGUCGUCCCCAACGCCAGGGUGGACGUGGAGCAUUCGUACCGCAAGCCGGAGGACGAGGAGGAGGAGCUGGCGGCCGGCGUGCAGCUGCUGCUUUACGAGUGCGCCCAGUGCCUGCAGCUCUUCCACAGCCCUAAGGACGUGCUGGAGCACCAAGCCGGCUGCCGGCUGCCGCCGUCGGAUCACAGCUACGAGGUGAAAGCCGACGGUGAUGGCGAGGAGCGCAACCGGCGCCGGGCGCCGACCGAGCAGCGCUGCUCCGAGUGCCAGCAGCUCUUCGCGUCGCCGCGCCGCCUGCAGCGCCACCUGCGCUGCCAUCGCCUGGGCGCCUUCCAGUGCCCGCUGUGCAGCAAGGUGCUGCCGACGCCGGCGGCUUUGGAGCAGCACGUGGCCGGGCACAGCGCCGAGUCGCAUUUCUUGUGCUUGGAUUGCGGGUUGGCUUUCGAUACGGAGGCGGUGCUGCUGGCGCAUCGGCGCACGCACGGGGCCGAGGCGCUGCAUCGCUGCGGCUGCGGGAAGGCGUUCGUCAACAUGACCAAGUUCCUGUACCAUCGGCGCACGCACGGCGCGCUCGGCGGAGCUGCCGGCAACGGGGGCAAAGCGGGGCCCGAGGAUUUGGUGCUGAGCGACGGCGGCGGCGGAGGAGGAGGGGAUGGGAGCGUGGGGGAGGCCGUGGUGGCU